UAUGUUUGGUGUACCACAAACUCUAACUAAAAACAAAAACAUCUCCAUUAUCUUCCAAAAAGAUCAAGGAUUUCAAGAAUUACCCAUUCUAUGGACCACCACCCUCUAUCUCAACCCGUGGAUCCACCGCCGGAGCCCACUCGCGACACCAUGGCUACCGAAAUUCCACCGGAAUCUUCAAACUCCGGCGGCGUUAUGAAGAAUAAAACGAAGAAGAAGAAAAAGAAGAAUAAAGCGUGCGUCAAUGAUCCCUUUGACCCUCAUGCUUCUUCCGCUGCCUCCUAUUCAUCAUCAUCUUGUUCUACGACGUGGUUUUCUCAAAGGGGUAUUAGGGUUUCGGCAAGUCGUCGGAACCCUAGAGUGGUAAUUGGGGCCGGCAGGCAGAAAAGUGAUGAGAAUGUUGAAGCCCUUGCUCUCCCUCUCGGCAUGUCUAUUGCUGCUGUUCUUGCUCAGGUUUUGGAAAGGAAAGAUGCAGCCGGAGAAAAGAUAUCUGUGGAUCACCUCUCAGAGAUUUGUACUUUGGCUGUCCGAGAGUCUUUGGCCAAUGUCUUUGGUGACCAGUUUGAGUCUUUCGUGAGGAACUUUGAGAAAUCAUUUCGUAGUACAUUGAUGACUCUCAGAUUAAUCAGUGAGUCCUCUAUGAACGAUGGAGUACAGCAAAAUCAUUGUGCAGCGAGGACUUCUGUCUCAGAAAGAUCUGUGCCUUUGAUUUCCAACAGACUAGAAAAUCUUACAUGUGAUCCUGACUUCAGCAAGUUUCAAUCGGAGUCAUGUCAGCAGAGUGCCAUAUCAGAUAACGAACUGAGCAAUCAAGAAGAGAGAAGUGAAGGUACAUGUCUUGAAUCAAUAGGUCGGCAGCUUACCCUCUAUGAUAGGCAAGUAAGGCAGCAAUUGGCUUCUGUUUCUUCAAGCAUGAUUUCAUCCAAUACAGAGAUUAAUCAAUCUGUGAGUAGCACUUUGGAAAGAUCUGUCAUGGAGCAAGCUAGGUCGAAUGACCUCAAGACAUUUGAGAUUGGUCUUACAAUGAGGAAGUUGCAACUUAAAGAAAGGCAGCUGUCUCUCAGUUCUGAUGCGAACCUUUUGGAGAGGGUCAAACUUUCAUUUGGAAUCUCUAAGACGUCCUUCAAAGCCGAAAAGUUUAAAAAUCAAGUAGAAGACUUAAAACAUGCUGAGUUGCUUAAAACAUGUAUAGACUGCCUUGUUGCUGGUUUAUUUAUCAUGUUGGCGUGUCUUGGAUAUGGAACUUAUGUUUUCUCUCACAAAAGAAUUACUGAAGCUACAGCAUCCUGCACACCUGCCAUGGAGUACAAGUCGUCUUGGUGGAUGCCAAAAUCAAUGUCAACUUUUAAUUCAGGACUGCAACUUCUAUGGUGUCAAGUUCAAGUUCUCAGUCGCAUGCUAUUUGGUGCGCUCAUGAUAUUGGUUAUAGCCUAUUUACUACUCCAACGCUCUGCAAUUUCAAACCAGACGAUGCCAGUUACUUUCAUUCUGUUGCUGUUGGGAGUUGGCUGCGGUUUUGCAGGGAAGUUUUGUAUCGACACCCUGGGGGGCAGCGGAUAUCAUUGGUUAAUUUAUUGGGAGACUCUGUGCUUGCUACAUUUCUUUUCGAAUGUCUGUAUCUCGACUUUGUUCCUGAUCCUUAACGAACCUGUCACUGUGUCAGAAAAGAGCACGAGGGAUACAAGAUUUCCAUACUGGAUGAGGAGAUCUGUGUUUUAUACCACAUUACUUCUUUUUCUCCCGUUAUUAUGUGGUAUGAUGCCUUUUGCUGGCCCUAGUGAGUGGAAGGAUCACUUUUCUUCACUGGUUCUGGACGCUUUUAUAACUCCAGUUGAAUACUAAAAGGGAGGGAUUUCAGGCUUGUAGCCCUAUUGGAUGAACCACUGUGUUGAUCAACGCCCAUCGAGGAACUGUAGCCUAGUAUCAUCAAUUAUUACAAGAUGAGCCUAAAAUGUCUGGCUUAAGGGUGAUUAGGUUUAUGUUUACAUGUAAAGUUAUCUGUAUCAUUAGGGGCUGGCUGAAGAUUAUAGGCGAGAAGCCCUAUUAUUGGAUGAAACACUGUUUUGAUUUACGCCGGUCAAGGAACUUUAGCCUUGUAUCAUUAAUUAGUAGAAGAUGAGCGUUAAGUGCCUGGCUUAAGGGUGAUUAGGUUUAUUAUAUAUACAUGUAAAAUUAUUUGUAUCAUUAGAGGCUAGCUGAAAGAGCAAGAUGAGGCCUUGUAUCAUUAGUUCUCCCUUAUUUUUGGUUUAUAUUUUGGAGAAAGCAGGUUGAGUCUUGUAACAUCAUCUUGUGAAAAUGCAGGAUACAGUAGUACCAAAGAGCAUCUUGUAGUUUUUUUUUUUUUUUCUUUUUGUUUAAAUUAAAGAAGUGUUGGUUUGUAGAUUGUGUAGACUACUGGUACCAAUGUUCUAUGGUAAGUUUAUAUGCUUUUUCAGGA
This is a messenger RNA of Nicotiana tabacum (common tobacco), 2437 nucleotides long. RefSeq names its product protein CPR-5. Lineage: Eukaryota; Viridiplantae; Streptophyta; Magnoliopsida; Solanales; Solanaceae. Gene Ontology annotation, biological process: leaf senescence; trichome morphogenesis; defense response. The record is from RefSeq and is a predicted model, not a curated record.